GUAAAAUUUAUGGACAAAAAUGUGAUCACAAUUAUUUUACUAAAGUCACUAUAAUGUAAAUCUAGUCAUCAUUAUAAUCACUAAAAUUACUAUUGUAAUAAUUUCUAGGUAUAAAAAAUAAAUGAAAUGGUCCUUAAUAGGACCAAAAGUUUGUGUAUGUACUUAAAUAGAACCUUAAACUUUUGAACUCCUAAAUAGGAUUGAAUUUUUUGAUAUUUCCAAAAUUAUCCGUGUUUCUUAAUCUGAUAGUUCCACCCGUUUCCCGUUAUUUUCUUUCCCACCUUCAUCGACCUUUACCUUCAGCGAGCUUCACCUUCACCCGACCAUUACCUUCACCUUCAGCUAAUCUCUGAAUCUUCUUCUACCUUCACCUGCGACUUUCACAUGACAUCUAUCAACUUCUACUAUACAAUCGCUCACCUUCUUCUACUAUCACUUGCGACCAUCAUCGUUUCAGCAGUUCGAUGACUUUCAGCUUCUAUCGUCGUUUCAGCAGUUCGAGUUGCAAUCGAAUUUUUUAAUUUUUUUUAAUGUCAGGUAAUUCUUUUUAAUUUUUUAUUGUAUUAUCAUUGUGUAAUCGAAUUCUCACAUUGUUGUUAUGUUUUUUAUUAUUAAUCGUUUAAAAUCUGUUUGGAUCCCCCCUGUUUGUGUAUUUGUUCUUAACAUGUAUGUUUCUACCUGCUUUUUAUGUCUCUGAUUUCAUACACUUUAUCUUUAUGCAUUUAUUGUCUUGUGACAUUUUGUGUAAUUGAUGUCAUUGUUAUGAAAUUGACAUCAUUUGUUAUAAUUUCAGGUGUCACAGACAUGGAUAAAAAUGUUCUUGUUAUGGUUAAAGUUGAUGGCUUCUCGAAUUCUGAAAACGUGUUUUGUAGUAAACACACUGUUGGUGUCCCUAUUUUGUAUGGAUCCUCAUAUAGUACUUUUUGUGAUAUAUUGAUCCAUUACAUCUUCAAGGGAGGACUUCAGAAGGAUUUUAGGAUAUGUUAUAUUGUUGAAUCUUGUCCUCCUCCCGUUGUUUUAAUGAUGAUACAAGCCUUACUUUUUUCUUGCAUAUGAAAACCAUACAUCCAGAUUUUUCAAAGUUUCCAAUUUGUCUUGAGUUCAUUGGAACUGAAGUUUCUUCAAAAAUAACAUACUUCUCAUAAUUCUACCCAUGUCAUACCUUUAGAGAAUAUAUCUUUUGGGUCCAACAGUCUUCCUUCUUCUUAUGUUGAUUCUAUUUUGUCAAAUUCAUGUAAUAUGGAUGCCAACUCUUUCGGAAAAAGUUUUAUAAGGAUAUUCAAGUUUAUACACAAUGUCAUCCUACUACUAUAUCAUUGCACUCUAUCUACAUGCAUAAACGUGAUCUUAUCUAUCAUUUGAAGAUGUUGCAAUUGAAAAUAACUUUCAGUUUGUGACUAAAACUUCAAGAAAAAAAGGCUUGAAUGUCAUUUGUGUUGAUGAAAAAUGUUUUUGGGCCGUGCGUGGUGUUCGCCUUCCUAAUGUGCAAUUCUUUCAAAUACACAGAUUUGAUUCAUAUCAUUCUUGUUUAGUGGACUUUAGAGAAGGUGAUCACAGGCAGGCAACAUAUGACAUUGUUGCAGGCAUUGAAACUCAUCGGUAUUCAAAUGCUUCAAAGAAACCUUAUUUGCCCAAUGAUUUAAUUGAAGACAUGCGUAGAAAAUACGGUAUAUCUAUGUCGUACCAUAAAGCAUUGGCAGUGAAACGACAUUCAAUGAAACUUCUGUUUGGGUUUGAUGAAGAGUCAUAUCAGUUACUACCAUCCAUGUGCCAUGUUCUUGGAAUUGCUAAUCCAGAACCUUUGAUAAACCUUGUUCGUCAUGGUGAUUCCGUUUUCAAGUAUUUGUUCCUAUCAUUGUCUGCAUGGUGCCAAGCUAGGGAUCAUUGUAUUUCAGUGCUUAUAGUUGAUGAGACCUUUAUGAAGUCCUAUUUUAAGGGGGCUUUGCCGAUUGUCUGUACUAGAGAUGCCAAUCGUCGGCUUGUUUCAAUUGCUUUGGGAUAUGUG
Molecule: messenger RNA, 2005 nt
Organism: Cuscuta epithymum
Lineage: Eukaryota; Viridiplantae; Streptophyta; Magnoliopsida; Solanales; Convolvulaceae
Source: the annotation of a GenBank genome assembly